This is a messenger RNA of Colletotrichum destructivum, 1005 nucleotides long. RefSeq lists its product as uncharacterized. Bases 1 to 1005 code for a protein of 334 amino acids. The record is from RefSeq and is a predicted model, not a curated record. NCBI's taxonomy places the organism in Eukaryota, Fungi, Ascomycota, Sordariomycetes, Glomerellales, Glomerellaceae. The transcript is spliced from 5 exons.
AUGCGUUCCCCUUCGCCUUCUUUGCCAGCCUUCCUGCUUCUCUCCCAAGAAUGGCUUCUUUCCACCGUGGCAUCUCAAGUCCCAGACGCGGCCAACUUGUCGUACUGGACCAUGCCGCCAUGCUUUGCACCAUGUCUUCAAGAAUGGUGUGGCCGCCCCUCAUCUGAUCCCAGGAUCCUCAACGACACGACAUGCAUCUGUACGAAUACCGCCCACGACGUAUUCAUGGAAAUAAAGGACGACUGUCUCCAACACAGGUCGACUUGCGGUAGCCGAGAGUUUUGGAACAAAUGUGGCAUUGGCAAAGUGCCAGAAGACUUUAAGGAGCACCCCAGUUAUGUACCACACAUCGCCGCCGCCUUAGCGGUUGAAACCGUAUGCCUGGCACUUCGUGUCGCUUGCAAAAUCCGUCAUUUCGUGCCAUGGGGUCUAGAUGACUACGUCCUUGUGACAGCAUACGCCAACGUUGGAUCGAUUUCGAACUAUUGGAUCCUCAAUUUCGAAAACAUUUCUACCUUUACUAAAGUAAACAUAGCCUAUAACAUUCUAUGCGCUGUUUCGCUAGGCCUAGUUAAGAUGUCUGUUGUCUUUUUUUUCUUGCGGAUAUUCAACGUCUGCAGCAAUAGAUACAAACGAGUUUUGUGGGGCACUGUUAUAUUUAUUGCUUGCUUAACUCUUUCCUUUGUAUUAGCGCAGCUUCUUAUGUGUAACCGCCUCUCAUGUCUUUGGGAGCAUUCAGGUGAACCUUGGCUGGGAUGCAAGUGCGCUGACGUCUGGGAGGGUGAAGGAGGGUAUCCAGCCACGAAUGCGGCGCUGGAUUUAUGGUGUAAGUACUUCAACCCCAUCGCCAAUUUGAUAUUGUUACCGUUGAGGCAAGUGUUCAAGACGCACUGGCAUUGGAAGCAAAAAAGGCGUGCUGUGGUAAUGUUCAGCCUUGGGCUUGUGUACGCUUUUAUCUGGGCUGUCAGACAGAACUGCCGCACUGACUCUCUAUCAGAACAAUGA